AUGACACCUGCAGAGUACCAACACCCUAUUAAUAUCACACCUGCAGAAUACCAACACCCUAUUAAUAUGACACCUGCAGAGUACCAACACCCUAUUAAUAUGACACCUGCAGAAUACCAACACCCUAUUAAUAUGACACCUGCAAAAUACCAACACGACAUAAAUAUGGCACCUGCAGAAUACCAACACCCUAUUAAUAUGACAACUGCAGAAUACCAACACCCUAUUAAUAUGACACCUGCAGAGUACCAACACCCUAUUAAUAUCACACCUGCAGAAUACCAACACCCUAUUAAUAUGGGACCUGCAGAAUACCAACACCCUAUUAAUAUGACACCUGCAAAAUACCAACACCCUAUUAAUAUGACACCUGCAAAAUACCAACACCCUAUUAAUAUGGCACCUGCAGAGUACCAACACCCUAUUAAUAUGGCACCAGCAGAAUACCAACACCCUAUUUAUAUGACACCUGCAAAAUACCAACACCCUAUUAAUAUGACACCUGCAGAAUACCAACACCCUAUUAAUAUGACACCUGCAGAAUACCAACACCCUAUUAAUAUGACACCUGCAGAGUACCAACACCCUAUUAAUAUGACACCUGCAAAAUACCAACACCCUAUUAAUAUGGCACCUGCAGAAUACCAACACCCUAUUAAUAUGGGACCUGCAGAAUACCAACACCCUAUUAAUAUGAUACCUGCAAAAUACCAACACCCUAUAAAUAUGACACCUGCAAAAUACCAACACCCUAUAAAUAUGGCACCUGCAGAAUACCAACACCCUAUAAAUAUGGCACCUGCAGAAUACCAACACCCUAUUAAUAUGGCACCUGCAGAAUACCAACACCCUAUUAAUAUGGGACCUGCAGAAUACCAACACCCUAUUAAUAUCACACCUGCAAAAUACCAACACGCCAUAAAUAUGGCACCUGCAGAAUACCAACACCCUAUUAAUAUGACACCUGCAAAAUACCAACACCCUAUUAAUAUGACACCUGCAAAAUACCAACACCCUAUUAAUAUGGCAUUUGCACCUUUCUACCCUGGAACCUGCAAAGCACCAUAG
Messenger RNA from Hyla sarda, 1068 nucleotides. RefSeq lists its product as uncharacterized. Gene Ontology annotation, biological process: microtubule cytoskeleton organization; attachment of mitotic spindle microtubules to kinetochore. The transcript has a single exon. The record is from RefSeq and is a predicted model, not a curated record. NCBI's taxonomy places the organism in Eukaryota, Metazoa, Chordata, Amphibia, Anura, Hylidae. Gene Ontology annotation, cellular component: microtubule. Gene Ontology annotation, molecular function: calmodulin binding; microtubule binding. The coding region runs from base 1 to 1068 and encodes 355 amino acids.